GUGGAGCUGGACUUUGGAAAAGUUGUUGAUGUUGUUGUGGAUGUUGUUUACAGUCCUUUGCCUGUUCUCUCUCAGGAUGGGGGCGUUUGAUGAGAAGAAGGAAACGUGUGGGACCAUCUGUCUCAAGUAUCUGCUCUUCACCUUCAACUUCCUCUUCUGGCUGGCAGGAGGUGCUGUGAUGGCUGUUGGGAUCUGGACACUGGUGGAGAAGAGCGACUUCAUCAGCUUGCUGCAGUCCAGCACUUACGCAGUUUCUGCGUACAUCCUGGUCCUGGCAGGGGUGAUCGUCAUGGUUACAGGGUUUCUGGGUUGCUGUGCCACUUUCAAGGAGCAGCGAAACCUUCUAAGAGUGUAUUUUGUCCUCUUGCUGUGUAUUUUCCUGCUUGAGGUCCUUGCUGGAAUCCUGGCCUACAUCUACUACCAGCAGUGUUUCCCUUUCUGCUACCAGCUGAAUGAGGAACUGAAGCAAAACCUUAAGGAAACUAUGGUACAGAAAUACAAGCAGCCCGGAGAGGAGCGGAUCACCAGGGCUGUGGACAAGCUGCAGCAGGAGUUUAAGUGUUGUGGCAGUAACAGCUCUGCUGACUGGAAGGAAAGCACCUGGAUCCUGUCAUCUCAGUCUGAAGGCAGGAUAGUUCCGGAUAGCUGCUGCAAGACCAUUACCAACCACUGCGGACAGAGAGACCACCCCUCCAACAUUUACAAGGUGGAGGGUGGCUGCAUCACCAAGCUGGAAACCUUCAUACUGGAACAUCUGAAGAUCAUUGGGGCAGUGGGCAUUGGGAUUGCCUGUGUGCAGAUCGUGGGAAUGGUCUUCACGUGCUGCCUGUACCGCAGUCUGAAAGCGGAGCCGUACUGAGAGCCCUGAGAAGGUCGUCUUGCUGCUGUGCCUCCAUGACAUAACCACUGUAUGGCCUUAUGACCAGCACUGCGUCCUCCCUCUGUUUGUUUGUAUAUGUGCCAUGUAAAUCAGGGGGGAGAGAGAUGCAGUUCCUUUAAGGAGCGUAAGACAUAAGGUCAUGGAAACGAGACUGUUCUGUAAUCCCCCCCCCCCCCACACCUUCUCUGCACAUCCUGUAUGUCGAAUCCCAAAGUUCUCCCUCAUACUGAAACGGUCUUUGGCCACUGGAGAGGAAGGAGAGACUGAGAAAUGUGUUGUUAAUGUUACCUGUACAAAUCCAUCCAUAAUUUUAAUGUUAGAUGCCAUAUUAAAACAAUAAAUACCACAUUUUUCCUUUUACUUAUUUUAAGGGACAUUCAUUUAGCCCCAAUGUUGCUAAAUUGACUCACAGGAUAAUUGUAUAAAUGUUGCUUUCACACACACUUUUUAAACAUCACUAGCCUUUUCGGUUUUUAUGUUUAAUGAAUGAAGUAAUUACUGCUUUUUUAAUUACACUGUUGUAUUUAACACUUCAGUCUGAGCUUUGAGUAACACAACAAAUGUAACACCUGUGUAUAGCUCAAAUAAAUAAUGCUGAAAUCUCCUA
Paramormyrops kingsleyae is the source of this 1487-nucleotide messenger RNA. The record is from RefSeq and is a predicted model, not a curated record. Lineage: Eukaryota; Metazoa; Chordata; Actinopteri; Osteoglossiformes; Mormyridae.